Terrapene triunguis (Three-toed box turtle) is the source of this 1993-nucleotide messenger RNA. Its product is annotated as zinc finger protein 30 homolog. The transcript has 5 exons. Bases 204 to 674 code for a protein of 156 amino acids. NCBI's taxonomy places the organism in Eukaryota, Metazoa, Chordata, Testudines, Emydidae. Gene Ontology annotation, biological process: regulation of DNA-templated transcription. The record is from RefSeq and is a predicted model, not a curated record.
UUUGGGCAUGAAAGGGUUAUUUGGGCACGAAAGGGUUAUCGCCUGCUUUCCAUGGCGUUCAGCUUUGCGCUGGGGACUGCCAUCAGUGAAACAGAGACAGGCUGCAGAGCAGCAGAAAGCCUGUGGCAGUCCCAGCAGGAGGCCUGGAUUCCCCACCAGCUGCUGAACCUGGGAGCAAACAUCCCUGUCCCGUGGGAUGGGGAAUGGCUGGCAGGGGCUCUGCUCAGGCUCCAGUCACGUUUGACGAUGUCGCUGUCUAUUUCUCCGUGGAGGAGUGGGAGGAGCUCGCGGAAUGGCAGAAGGAGCUGUACAAGGAUGUGAUGAGGGACAACUACGAGGCUGUGAUCUCGCUGGGCGGCGCUGCUGCCAAACCUGACAUCAUAUCCCAGCUGGAGCGAGGGGAAGAGCCGUGUGUCAGCGCUCACCAGGACUCCAGGGAUAGACACACCUCCGCAAGGGUCUUCACCGCUAGAGCCUUCCGUAGGCCAUCAGCCUUUGUGCACAGUCAGCCCUCCCAGAAAGGAACAGCGAAUUCAGAGCCCUUUCAGGUACAGAAAGUCCAUCUGACACCCCAGCUGCCUCAGCAAAUCAGCCCGUCCUCUGGGCUCUGUCUUCAGUCCCUUUCUAGGGCCACUCUGGAGUCUUUGCCCAGCUCCAGUACUGAGCCCUCCUGAGGUGUCUGUUCUCCUGCAGUUUCUGGCUCAGGCCCCUUCACAGGAGUCCAUUUUGGGCCCCCUUCUCCCCUGCCCCCACCCUGACUGAACGCUCUCAGGUGUGCCUUAAGUUAUCACCUGACACCUCUUAGUCCCACCCCCUCUGGCUGAGAAGCAACCAUUUAAUUAUGACACAGGUGCAGUAGCUGCGACUAACUGGCUUUUAACCCGUUCUAGCCCACGCUGGGGUUUCACCCCAUCACAGAAAGGGACCAUCUCUGUUAUGUGCUUGUACAGCUCCUUGCCCCAUAACCUAUGACUAGGGCUCCUGCAUACAAAUGGAUAAAUAGUAUAAUGUAUCCAGAAUGACCCCCCACCCCAAUGUGCACCUACAGCUCCAUGCACGAGGUUGGUAUCUAGCAGAUGUCCUAUUUUCUUGGCAGACAUCAAUCAUCUCUUUCCACUCUCCCUGACCUUCUGCUUUUUGUCCAGCUAUUUUGUGAGCGUUCGGAUGUUGAAUUGAAUUGGUAUCUUCAUCUCUCUUCUCUGGAGGGCUCACAGAUACUUUGCACCAGAGAGAGAACUUCCCUGGAGGUGGCUUGAUUCACAAGGGUCUCCUACUUUCCUAUCCUGCACGGACCACUUUGUAAGAGAGUCUUUCAUGGACCCAUUUCACCUCCCACUCCCCAGCUCUCCCCUCUUUGGUUCUCAAAUUAAACAUUCUACAGACCAGUUUGCGAAUGACUGAGCUAGAAGGUAGAAACGGCUCCUGGGGUAUUUUUUACGUACUCAUCCAUCCGCCCCACGUGAAGGUCUCAGAAUACAACAAUUUCCACUUCCCCGAGAUGAUCAAGACUUAUUCUGAAUGAAUCGCCCUAAGGGGCAGGGUUUCUGAGCUCCUGCUCUCUCCCAGACACACUGAUGUUCCAGACUUUGGCCUUGACUUACUGCAGUUCCUAGUUGUUCACAUAAAAUUACGGGUGAUUUUUCAAGCUAUUGCUCUGUUCCUUGGGACACAACAGGUCAGAUUUUCAGAAGUCCCAGCAUGAUUGGUGCUGGGGUGUUUUGAAAAUCUGGCCAUAAGUAUCACAGUGGGAGCUGUUGAGUACUUUGGAAUCUCUGACCCUCUUGAGGUGCUGGAAUGGAACCUAAGUUCUUUUGAAAUUCUGGCCUCACCAGCUAGAUUUUCAGAUGUGCACUUGGAGUUACUGUUGGAGCAUGCUCCAACAGUAUCUGCUAAGUUUAACACGGUUUUGUGCCUACACAGAUCCAUCAUCUGCUGACACAGCUCUGAAUACGGCCUUCACAUCCUCACCACGCGGGCUCUCUUCUGCACCCCC